ACGAGGAGGCCCCGGCCGGCCCCGCGGAGCGUCGCCGCAGCCCGGCCUUGAACGUAGUCACCCACAUAAUGGAUGCUCUCACCUUUUCCCCAAGUCCUGCUGAGUACAGGCCCCACCCUCAGUCACUGGGGUGCAGCAGCAAUAACCAGACUUGGUCCUGUCCUACUUGACACAUGGAUAAGCAAGACCCUAGAAUGGCAGUGCCACACCCAGUGCCCAGAUCCCAGGGGUCUGUGGCUUUUGAGGACGUGGCUGUGUACUUCACAAGGCUGGAGUGGAGUUGUCUAUCUCCUGAGCAGCGGACACUGUACAGAGAUGUGAUGCUGGAGAACUAUGGGCACUUGGCUUCUCUGGGCUUUCUUGCCAGCAAGCCAGCGCUGGUCGCCCUCCUGGAGCAAGGGGAGGAGCCUGGAGCCUUGAUUCUGCAAGCGGCCGUGGAGCAUGGGACCAAAGCCAGCCAAUGCCCAGAUUCCAGGAUGGAAGCCAGGAUCAAUGUUUCUUCUCUGAGGAGAGGGUCUGCUAAGUUGGCAGGCUUAUUAGGCAUGGUUUGGGGGUGCCUCCCCCAGAAGGACCCCAGGUUACCUGAAGUGACUGGCAGUCCUGAGAGCUGGUCAGAUAAGCGACUUCUCAAGCCCCAGGCCAACACAUUUCCAGGGGCUCUAGGAGGGCUACAGGGCCUGGAGCCAUCCUCCACCACUGCUCUGGGUGAGCGAGUGUACAGCUGCACUUGUGGCAAGGGGUUCAAAUACAGGUCACUGCUGCUUAGGCAUCAGGUCGUGCACACGGGGGCCAAGCCCUACCAGUGCACCGAGUGCGGUAAGGCCUUCAAGCAAAGCUCCAUCCUGCUGCGACACCAACUGAUCCACACCGAAGAGAAGCCCUACCAGUGUGGUGAGUGUGGAAAGGCCUUCCGGCAGAGCAUGCAGCUGACUGCACACCACAGAGUCCACACUCAGGAGAAGCCCUUUGAGUGUGGAGAGUGUGGCAAGGCCUUCAGCCGCAGCUCCCGGCUCCAGCAGCACCGGAAGUUCCACACAGGGGAGAAGCCCUUUGAGUGUAGUGAGUGCGGGAAGGCCUUCUGCCGCAGGUUCACCCUCACCGAGCACCACCGCAUCCACAGUGGGGAGAGGCCCUACACCUGCCUGCAGUGUGGACAGCGCUUUAUCCGCGGGUCCUCGCUCCUCAAACACCAUAGGCUGCACUCUGAGGAGAGGCCUCAUGAGGACGGUGGGUGUCCAAACCCUCUGCUGCUCAUGGCACAGAAGACACAGGCAGGGGAUAAGUGCUACCAGUGCCCUGUGUGCCACAAGACCUUCAAACACCACUCCCUGUUGCUCCUGCAUCAGAGACUGCACACAGGGGAGAAGCCGUUUGAGUGCAGGGAAUGUGGCAGAGCCUUUAGCCGGAAGUCAAACCUUACUCUGCACAUGAAGACACACAGCAAAGAGAAGCCCUUCUCGUGCACAGAAUGUGGCAAGGCUUUCCGCAGGAGCUACACGUUGAAUGAGCACUACCGACUCCACAGCGGUGAGAGGCCAUAUAGGUGCCACACCUGUGGGAGAGCCUGCAGCCGGCUGUCGGCCCUUAUCCAGCACCAGAAAGUACACUGCCAAGACUGCUCCCCCUUGGGCUCCCUUCUGAGGUGACCCCCGGCAGAGAAUCCAUCCUGGAGGGGCCCUACCUCCACCUCGAGCUCUGCUGCAGAUACCCAUUGCAGACUCA
Sorex fumeus (smoky shrew) is the source of this 1722-nucleotide messenger RNA. It is a transcript of the gene ZNF517, whose product is annotated as zinc finger protein 517. Lineage: Eukaryota; Metazoa; Chordata; Mammalia; Eulipotyphla; Soricidae. The transcript is spliced from 6 exons. Bases 174 to 1646 code for a protein of 490 amino acids. The record is from RefSeq and is a predicted model, not a curated record. Gene Ontology annotation, biological process: regulation of DNA-templated transcription.